Geodia barretti is the source of this 2883-nucleotide messenger RNA. The record is from the annotation of a GenBank genome assembly. Lineage: Eukaryota; Metazoa; Porifera; Demospongiae; Tetractinellida; Geodiidae.
AUGAUGCUGCAAGCGAUAGCUCACCAGAAAAAGUAUGGCGUGUCGAAACCGUGGCAGCAGGAAGGUGUCUCGGCGACUGAGCCAAUUGCGCUCGUCUAUUCGGAACCCAACAGUCGUAUCAAGAUUGGCAUGGCGUAUGGACAAAUCGGUAAACGGUUGCUGUUGAUUAAAGCAAGUAAGAGUGGAACGAAGAACCCGACACUCUAUACCGGAGAAGGAUUUGUUGUCCGUGAGAACGGAAGCAUUCGCGUGACCCCAUACGUUGUUGUCCGCGAUAUGUGGUGGCUCGAUGAGAACAGGUCAAGUUUGUAUAAGCGGUUCGGUAUCAGCAGUGAUCGGCUCGAUCAGCUCCACCAAUUCGCCAACGAACAUCUGAAUCAGGCGGAGGCUGCCCUCACCCGAAAAGACUAUCAGCAGGCACUCAAGCUCGCUCGCGCUGCUUGGGGAUACGAAUCCCGCGCCUAUCCCGAUGUGAAGAAAACGGGGAAUGACGUGGUCAACGGUGUGAUGUUCUAUCUCGCGCUCCUGAUCCCGUUCGCCUACUUCAUGGAACGGUUGAUAUUCGCCUUCCCCACCGUCCAAAAACAGAUUAUGGGGACAGGCGCGAUUUUCCUCGUCGUAUUUUUCUUCUUGGCACAGGUGCACCCCGCGUUUCAGAUUACUACAACCCCGGUUAUCAUCCUGAUUGCGUUCGUCGUCCUCGCAUUGACGGCAAUCGUAAUCAGUAUCAUCGUCCGGAAGUUUGAAGAACAGGUGGAAAAAAUUAAGCAGGAGGGCUCACAGGUGUACAAGGCGGACGUGGGACGUUUGUCUGCCUCCGCUGCCGCUUUCAGCUUGGGUAUUUCCAAUAUGCGUAAGCGGAAGGGGCGUACCAUCCUCACCUGUAGCACACUCGUCAUUCUCACCUUUACGGUCAUCUCCUUUACAUCGGUGCGUACCUUUAUGCACCCCAACAGCACUAACCUACCUUCAGUGACGCCGCGGUACACCGGGAUGCUUAUCCGAGAUCAGUAUUGGAAUCCGCUUGAGGAACCCGUUGUCAACUCAAUCACGAAUGAUUUGCAGAAAACGCAAAUCGCUGAGAAAGAUUUACGGCUACUACUGAGGAAACGAUUGGGGCAAAAAGGUAAAUCUAGAGAGCAGAUUGACGUAGAAAUUGAAGCAAUCAUGGCCCAAUUACGUCAGCAGGGAACAUUGAUAGAACAGGGUGAAGAAUCCAUAUUGCGAGUGUACAACAUCGUCGCACCACGCGCGUGGUAUCAGUCUGCAGGAACCGGUGAUCAGUCGUUUGUGCAGCUAGAGCGCACCGCCAACCCACAAGAUCCCGUACCGCCUGUCAAUACCACCACCGGUCAGCCAAAGACCUACUCCGCCACGAUGCUGGUCGGGAUGAGUCCAAAUGAACCCGGUGUCACAGGAAUUGACCGCUACCUCCAAUACGGUCGAUGGUAUCACCCCGACGAUGAAGGGGAGUGGCCCACACAAUGGCCCUACGCUUGUGUCCUGCCCAAAGGUAUGGCGGAUCUGCUCGGCAUCACCGAAGCAGAUAUGGGCAAAGCGACCGUCUCCGUAUACGGCGCGGAUUUCACCGUUACCGGCGUCCUCGGUAUCGGCUUCAAAGACCUACAGGAUAACGAUGGCGAGGAACUGACACCCGUUGACUACCAACUGAUGCAGCAGCAGGAGGCACGAGGCGGCGGCGCACAGGGUCAGAACCAAGCCAUGGAAGGAGAGUUAGAAAAAUAUAUCCAUCUACCUCCUGACGCUGUGGCUAUCCUGCCGUAUGAGGUGGUAAUGAAUCAGGGUGGAACGCUACGCUCGGUUGCUGUCAACAUGGAAAUACAGCCCGGCGAUCCAGCAGUUUUCAGUGCCGCAGAUAAACUGGACCUGAUCAUGGCACCUCUGAUGAAUCGAAUCGCACUCGACUUCUUCGUUGGAAAAGAUCGGGACACCUAUCUCUACAGCUCAAUCGGAAUGACCUCUUUCUCUGGUAUGGGUAAUCUGUUCAUACCGAUCCUCAUUGCGUCGUUGAUUGUUCUGAACACGAUGCUCGGUGCGGUCUACGAACGGGUCCGUGAAAUCAGCAUCUACAGUUCUGUCGGGCUUGCCCCUGUGCAUAUCGCCUUCCUAUUCCUCGCAGAAGCGUGUGUGUAUGCGAUUGUCGGUGCUGUGCUCGGUUACUUGCUUGGUCAGGCUGUUGCAACCGUCCUCGUCAAUUUCGGCUUACUCGCUGGAUUGACCCUCAACUACUCGUCAAUGUCAACAGUGGUAGCAACCAUUAUUGUGAUGAUUGUCGUGAUUGGAAGUACACUGUACCCGGCAAUUAAAGCCAGUCGCAUGGCGGUACCUGACAUCGAACGGAAAUGGCAGCUGCCGGAGCCUGAAGGCGACGAGUGGCACUUCGAUCUUCCCUUCACAGUGUUGGCAGAAGAAUCGCUCGGCUUGAACAUCUUUAUGCGCGAUUACUUUGAGGCACACGCUGACGAAUCUGCGAGCGACUUCUACACAGAUCAGGUAACCUUCGGUCGAACACCCGCGGAAGUGGAAGGGAAAGAUGAAGAAGCCUACAACAUCAGCAUGAUGGUGUGGCUCGCUCCUUACGAUCUCGGGGUCAGCCAAUCCAUUCGGCUUGUCACCUCGCCGGUCGGCGGAGAAGAGGAAGAGUUGUAUAAGAUUCACCUCGAUGUCCACCGCGAGAGUGGAGAGAUUGCCUCAUGGAAGCGCGUUAACCGCCGUUUCUUGAACCUUGUCCGAAAACAGUUACUGAUUUGGCGGACGUUCAGUGCUGAUAUCCGCGGUGAGUUCCAUGAGCGUGGACGGCAAGAGAGCGAGGCGGAAACGGCUCCGGGCGUUGGCGGUCUGGUCGCCCAACCGGCAGAUUGA